Habropoda laboriosa is the source of this 1359-nucleotide messenger RNA. It is a transcript of the gene Dhit, whose product is annotated as regulator of G-protein signaling 17. Lineage: Eukaryota; Metazoa; Arthropoda; Insecta; Hymenoptera; Apidae. The record is from RefSeq and is a predicted model, not a curated record. The transcript is spliced from 5 exons. The coding region runs from base 406 to 1359 and encodes 317 amino acids.
UUCUCUUCUGUUUUCUUUUCCGGUGUCGCCGUGCGUGUGUCUGUCGUCGGUGUGUGCCACGCUGUGUCUAAGCGCGCACCGCUUAUGUGUCCGUCCGUGUGAGGUGGAGAGAUAGGAAAAGAGUGGACAAAGGCUGGCUGGUAUUGCUGUUUAUCCAGGAGGAAAGAGAGGAGAGCGUGCUGGGGAAGCAUGCAGGGUUCGGGCGAGGCCCGGAGAGGCCUUAGUCCCGCGGCCGGACCAGGAUAAGGGAAUCGGGAACAGACGAAGAGGGAUCGGCUCCGUGCGAGCAAACGCGGAGAGAGGAGAUAACCGAGUUGGGAUCUAGGGCGGUAGGAGGAUCGUCCUUGGGCUGAGAUCGCAGGAAACGCGGGAAGCGAGCUGGACUCGCUUUCGGGCGCAUGGAACAUGAUAGAGAUGUCGAGCGGAAUCGGUGCAACUGCAAUGGGGAUCGGCGUUAGUCACGGGACAGGGGGUGGCGAGGGUGUCGCUGGUGGGUGUCGGCUACGCGCGCAGAGCCAAGGCCAGGCGAGUGGCUCGUCCAGCAACACGCAGCAGUCCUCGCAGCAGCAGCAACAGCAGCAACAGCAGCUCCAGCAGCAGCAACAACAGCCACCCUCCUCGCAGCAGGCACAGCAGCAACAGCAACGACAGCCAUCUGGGAUCAUGGGUCGCUCGAAGAAGGACAACUGUUGCCUUUGCUGGUGCUGUUGCUGUAGUUGCUCGAAUAAAUGUUUGGCGGCGGUUGGCGGCAACUCGGCGGGCGCAGGAGGCGCAGGAGAGCAAGGGAAGAAGAAGGGUAACGCGGGCGUGGGCAGCGAGCACUCAAGCAUCGUCGGCGACGAACUGUCCGUAGCGGGGAACGGAUUCGACGGUCUCGACGGCCUCGACGUGGAGUGCAGCCUGGAUGAGAUCAGGUCGUGGGGCUCGUCCUUCGACAAGCUGAUAAGGAGCCCCGCGGGUCGUUACUUCUUCAGGCAGUUCCUCCUCAGCGAGUACAGCGACGAGAACAUCGCGUUCUGGAUGGCCUGCGAGCAGCUCAAACGCGAGACCAACCCCGAGGAGAUCGAGAAGAUGGCGCGCUACAUCUACGAGCGUUACAUAUCCAUAUCCUCGAAGAAGGAGGUGAGCCUGGACUCGCAAGUGCGCGAAAUAGUGAACCGCAACAUGGUGAAGCCUACGCCGCACACCUUCGACGAGGCCCAGCUACAGAUCUACACUCUGAUGCACCGUGAUUCGUAUCCGCGUUUCGUGAACAGCGAGAUCUAUCGACGGGUGGCGAGCCUUGGCUGCGGUAUACAACCUGGUAACAACCAAGAGCACACCGCGGUCAAGCCGAAGGGUAAGAAGGGUACGACGUAA